Molecule: messenger RNA, 2851 nt
Organism: Chlamydomonas reinhardtii
Lineage: Eukaryota; Viridiplantae; Chlorophyta; Chlorophyceae; Chlamydomonadales; Chlamydomonadaceae
Exons: 10
Coding region: 70-2556 (828 amino acids)
Molecular function (GO): acetolactate synthase activity; thiamine pyrophosphate binding; flavin adenine dinucleotide binding
Source: RefSeq, a predicted model, not a curated record
GAUAGACCGGCAAAGAGGCCCUGGGCCAACUAAAUGUCAGCUACGCAAACGCCGGCGGCACAAACGCCGAUGCCGCCGGCUGCACCCGCUGCCGGCGGCAAAGCAGCAGCAGCCAACUUUGGCGCCGCCGGUGCUGAUGCCACCGCCUCGCCAGCCGCAACGGCCUUCUCUGCACCACCAUUUGCAGCUACGGCAGCGGCAGCAGGAGCACCGCUCGCGGCGACCGGCGCGGCGGCUGCGCUGCGGGCGGCCGCGGCUGGCGGCGUCAACGUGUGUUUCGCCAACCCCGGGACCACGGAGAUGUGGAUCGUGGCCGCUCUGGACGAGGUGGCGCCGGCGGUGCGGCCUGUGCUGUGCCUGCAUGAGAACGUGGCCACAGGCGCCGCUGACGGCUACGCGCGCGUGUGCCGGCGCCCCGCGCUGACGCUGCUGCACCUGGGCCCGGGGCUGGCCAAUGGGCUCGCCAACCUGCACAACGCACGCCGCGCCCGCAGCCCCGUUGUCAACCUGGUGGGGGACAUGGCCACGUGGCACCGAGCCAACGACCCGCCGUUGAACAGUCCGUUAGAGUCGUUGGCGGCGGCGGUUAGCGCCGAGGUGGUGGUUGUGAAGCGUGGCGGCGGCGGCGGCGGCUCCACUCCCACCAGCACCAACAGGGGCAGCGCAGGCUGGGCGGUGGUGGUGGCCUCCAGUGCUGCAGAUGACUCCGAAGGAAGCAGCAGGGCCGACAGUAGCAGUAGCAGCGGCAAUGGCAGUGGCAGCAGUAGCAGUAGCAGCCAUCGGUUGGCGGCGGCUGUGGCGGGUGCACUGGGACACGGCUCAGAGGUGCUGACAACGGGGCUGGGUGGCGAGGUGGUCACCGUCAUCAUCCCACACGACCUCAGCUGGGAGCCGCCGGCAUCGCCGCCGCCGCCGCCGCCGCCGCCGCCGCCGCCGCCAAUGCUGCCAGCAGCACCCGCAUCCUCGCCACCGCCGGCGUCGGCGCAAUCGGAGUCAUCGGAGUCAUCGGCGUCGGCAUCACCGGCAGCCGCACCAGCGGCUUCACCUCCUACCGGUGUUGGUGAGGAGCGGGCCGCUGCCGCGGCGGCGCUGGAGGAAUUCGUCCGCGACUGCGCCGCCGCCCUGUGCCGCCACGCCCCGGCUACUGCACCCGCGGCCUCAGCCGCGGCUGCUGGCGGUAGCAGCAGUAGCAGCGCCGUAGGCAGUAGCGGCAGUAGUAGCAGCGGCGGCGCCCGGCCAGGUGGCGGCGCUGCGCUGUACCUGGGCGGCGGGGCGCUGCUGGCGGAGGGGGGAGCGCUGCACGCGGCCGGGCAGGUCGCCGCCGCCACCGGUGCCGUACUGCUGUGCGAGGGAGCCUUCGCCCGAGCCGACCGCGGCGCCGGACUGCCCGUACUGCGGCGCCUGCCGUACUUCCCACAGGAGGCGGCGGCGGAGCUGGCGCGGUACGGCUGCGUCGUACUGGUGGAUGCGCCGCCGCCGGUUGCCAACUUUGGAUACCGGGGCGCGCCGGGCAGGCUGCUACUGCCAGCAGACAGCGACGACGUUGCAGGCGGCUCAGUCGCAGGUCCGGCAGUGGCGGCAGUAGCAGCGGCGCCCUCGCGGCCGGAGGUGUGGGAGUUUGACCCGCAGGCGCUGUCAGCGGCGGGGUGGGGCGCGGCGUGUGUUUUGACACGCCUGGCGGCGGCCCUGGGCCCCGCUGCAGCUGCCGUGCGGCCCGGUGUCAACUGCCGUGGCGUGUUUGCCACGCCCUCGCGCCCACCACUGCCGCCCUCCUGCACGGCUGGUGGCGUCAACGCCGGCAUUACCAGCAGUGCCAGUGCCAGUGUCGGUGGCAGUAGCGGCAGUGGCAGCAGUGGCGGUAGCGGUAGCCGACUGACGGCGGCGGAGUUGUGCGGCGUGGUGGCGGCGCUACAGCCGGAGGGUUGCGUGGUGGUGGAUGAGUCACUCACCAGUGGCGGCAGCUACUGGGAGGCGUCCAAGGGAUGUCCGCCCUUCACGCACCUCACACUCACAGGCGGCGCCAUCGGCUGCGGGCCGCCCCUGGCGCUGGGGGCGGCGCUGGCGCUGGCGCAGCAGCAGCAGCAGCAGCUGGGGGCGGCGGCAGCGGCGCGGGAGCCAACUGCGCAGCAGGCGGCAGCCGGCGACACCGGUGACGGCACCGGCGAGGCUAGCACGGUCGGCGGCGGCGGCAGUGCUGGUGGCGUCAGGGGCCGCCGUGUGAUUAACCUGCAGGCGGACGGCAGCGCCAUGUACAGCCUGCAGGCGCUGUGGAGUCAGGCCCGGGAGGCGCUGCCAGUCACCACCAUAAUCUGCGCCAACUCCAGCUACGCAAUUCUCAAGGUGGAGGCGGCACGGCAGCGGCUGCCGCGCGCUGGCGCCGCCACCCGCGCCCUCACCGACCUUUCCUCGCCCGCCAUAGACUGGGUGGCGCUAGCUGCGGGCAUGGGCGUAGCGGGGGAGCGGGUGGGCAGCGCGGCGGCGCUGGCGGCGGCGCUUCGGCGGGGGCUGGAGCUGCAGGGUCCGUUCCUUAUCCACGCAGAACUUACUGCUGCUUGAUGAGUUGAUUAGACAGGAUGGGAUGAGGUAUCAGGAGCGAGAAUUUGUUGGUGAUGUUGUUGUUUGCGGGUGAUGGGCAGGUGGAGGAGGGCUUUGGUGUUAUGGCAUGUGAUGUAUUUUAGUUGCUGAGUGUCGUUGAGGAUCGGAGGGCGGCCUCCCCCGUCGCUCCUCCCCUGGGGCGGGCUGCCUAGCAGAUGUGUCACGUGUGCACUGCUGGGAGCCAGGGGCCAGGGCGCCAGGCAUCGGGGCUGCGUGCCUACGGAACUGUCUGCGGUGCGGUCCGGUCGGCAUGGCU